Vairimorpha ceranae is the source of this 600-nucleotide messenger RNA. RefSeq names its product membrane integral protein. The record is from RefSeq and is a predicted model, not a curated record. The transcript has a single exon. Lineage: Eukaryota; Fungi; Microsporidia; Nosematidae. Bases 1 to 600 code for a protein of 199 amino acids.
AUGUUUAUGCUGAUUUUUUUUUCCAAAAUAUUUUGUGAAAUUUUUCUUUUUGACAUCCACAAAAGAAAACAGGAAAUAAUUUUUGAUGUUACAGGAAAUCAAAUAUGUACAGGUUGGUUUAAUAUACUUCCCAAUUCUAAUGCGGAUUUUUCUGUAGUUAUAACUGCGAAUGAUGGCAGUAAAUUUUUUUCAGGAAAAGUUAUAAAAAAAGGUAAAAAGGAUUUUUCUUUUAAUGUGACAGAUACGAAGGAUAUAAAAUGUACGAUGACUGCAAAUUUUUUUGAAAAUAACAAAUCUAAAACUGCUGAGUUGGAAAUCAAAUUUGACACACAGUUUGAUACAUUUAGGAAAGAUGUGGCCAAACAAGUCAGAAUCGAACCGGCGACUUACUCUCUUACAAAAAUUGGCAAUGUUAUGAUGGAUAUGAAUAAUUAUAUUGAUAAGCUUAUUACAAAGUUAUCGCGUGUAGAUGUUGAAAGUAAAAAAACAUUUAUUUUUUCGAUACUUCUAUCAAUGGUUGUACUUAUUGUUUAUGUUAUCGUGGAGAUAUAUCUAUUAAAUCAGAUGAAGACAUUUUUUAAGACUAAAAAGCUUAUUUAA